This is a messenger RNA of Cokeromyces recurvatus, 1332 nucleotides long. Its product is annotated as Endonuclease/exonuclease/phosphatase. The transcript is spliced from 5 exons. Bases 1 to 1320 code for a protein of 439 amino acids. The record is from RefSeq and is a predicted model, not a curated record. NCBI's taxonomy places the organism in Eukaryota, Fungi, Mucoromycota, Mucoromycetes, Mucorales, Mucoraceae. Gene Ontology annotation, molecular function: sphingomyelin phosphodiesterase activity. Gene Ontology annotation, cellular component: cytoplasm.
AUGAAUAAUAAAAAUGAGGAAGAGACAUUAUCUGUUUUAUCUUUAAAUUGUUGGGGUCUCAACAUUGUAGCAAAGAAACGCAGAUUUCGGUUAAUUGCAAUUGCCGAUUAUAUGUGUCAACAACAAUAUGAUAUUGUAGCGCUUCAAGAGGUAUGGAUGUGGGAAGACUUUGACUAUAUAAAAGAGAAAGUGAAGCAUAAAUUACCUUUUACAAAAUAUUUUUAUAGUGGUACACUAGGAAGCGGUUUAGUGUUGCUGUCUCGUUUUCAAAUUUUAUCAUCGUCUUAUAUACAUUUUACUUUAUCAGGGAGACCACUUCAAAUAUUUCAAGGAGAUUUUUAUGUUGGAAAAGGUUGUGGAUGUAUUUGUAUUAAUCAUCCUAAUGUUGGAUUCAUUGACGUUUAUACUACUCAUCUACAAGCUGAAUAUGGAAAUAACAAUGCAUAUGAAGCUCAAAGGAUUACUCAAUGUUGGCAAAUAGCAAAUAGUGUACGUGCUUCUGUCGCUCAGGGUAAACAUGUUAUAUUGACGGGUGAUUUUAAUAGUGUCCCUAGUAGUUAUUGUUAUACUAUUUUAAAGAAUCAUGGAUUUAUGACGGAUUCUUGGUUAGAAAUUCAUAAAGAUGAAAUGGCAAACAGUUUAAAACGUCUUGAGAAUAAUGAACUCACAGAUUCUGAAUGUAUUCAACUAUUUGGUAUAACUUGUGAUUCACCCUUAAAUACAUGGACUAAACACUUUUUAAAGCAACAAGCUCAUGUUAAAGAAAUGGGUGACAGAUUAGAUUAUAUUUUCUAUAGACAUACACCGAAAAUAAGCUGCAUAGAAUCCAGAGUAGCAUUAGAAGGAUAUAUAACGCAUACAGAAAUGAGUUACUCGGAUCAUUUUGCUGUCCAUUCCCUGUUUAAAAUAAAAGGUGAUGUAGCCGUUACUGAUGAUGAUGCUGCUCUCGUCCUUUUAGCAAAUCCUUGUUUUACAAAACUAUUACCAGAAACAUUGCAAACUAUGUUAAUCCUAUUAGAAAAGGAUUUGAUCAAAGCGAAAAGGACAGCUAAUACCAUUUUAAACUUCUUUCUAUUAUCAGUCUUUAUUAUACUUGGUUUAUUUAUAACUCAAAUUAUUAUCAUAUACUAUCAUCAGACGUUAUUCAUGAACGCUAUCUACAGUUUACUUUUAAUUCUCUUUUCAAUCAUUGCAACUGUAUGUCUUGUAGUAGGAUUCGUAUUUGGUAAAAUGGAGCAAAGGUCUCUAAGACAAUAUAUAACAGAUAUGGAAGUAUGUUUAAAGAAUCAAGAAGAUCAUACUUUAACAAGCAAGCUUUGAUUUAUUUACUCC